This is a messenger RNA of Clarias gariepinus (North African catfish), 2003 nucleotides long. It is a transcript of the gene crabp2b, whose product is annotated as cellular retinoic acid binding protein 2, b. NCBI's taxonomy places the organism in Eukaryota, Metazoa, Chordata, Actinopteri, Siluriformes, Clariidae. Bases 89 to 523 code for a protein of 144 amino acids. Gene Ontology annotation, biological process: fatty acid transport. The record is from RefSeq and is a predicted model, not a curated record. Gene Ontology annotation, molecular function: fatty acid binding. Gene Ontology annotation, cellular component: cytosol; nucleus. The transcript is spliced from 4 exons.
AGCGAGAGAGAGCGCGCGCGCGCUUGAGGUUGGAGAGCUCUGUAACGGAGAGUGUGAGCUCGUGCACAGCGGCGCUUCAGAGCAGUAAAUGAACAUGAGCGAGUCGGUGGUGAAUUUUUCCGGCAGCUGGAGGAUGAGAAGCUCAGAGAACUUUGAGGAGCUGCUAAAAGCGCUGGGCGUAAAUGUCUUCUUGAGGAAAAUCGCAGUAGCCGCAGCGUCCAGGCCCUCGGUUCAGAUCGAGCAGCAAGGAGAGACUCUGUCGAUACAGACAUCCACCAGCGUCCGCACUACUCACGUGAUCUUCACCGUGGGCCAGAUGUUCAACGAGACCACUGUAGAUGGACGACCAUGCACAAGUUUUCCGAAAUGGGACUCUGACAGAAAGAUCACCUGUGAGCAGACGCUGCUGAAAGGCGAGGGACCUCGGACAUCCUGGACUCGUGAGCUGACCGAUAACGGGGAGCUCAUUUUAACUAUGAGUGCUGGAGACGUUGUCUGUACCCGUGUCUACGAGCGAGAGUGAGGGAUCUCACAAUAUUUGGUUAAAAACUUCAUUUAAUCAUGAAUGCUGUGGUACAAGUGUUUAUCUUGUAUGUCUGCUAUCUACUAUCGGCCGCUCUCCAUCUACAGCACCAUGAAAAAGUGUUUGCCCCUUACAGAUUCCUGCUCACUUUGCAUAUUUGGCACACUUACUUAUUCCAGAUCUUAAUUUAAACAGUAUUUAAAAAAUGACUGAAAUAGAUCCUGACCAGCAAUGUGAAGUAUGAAAAAUGAGAAAUACGGUUAUUGAAAUACAUCAGUCUGGAAGCCAUUGCAAAGGCUCUGGUGCUUUAUUUAAGGAAAUUUAGGCUUUGUUCUUCCCAGAUAGGGUCGUUAUCCAUGAUGUUAACGGCGAAGAGCUACUACUAACACAAAGGAUCAUUAAAGGGAUAGUUUUGUUUGUCUGCCUUAAAUCAUAUACAUUAAGUACAUUAAAACAGGUCUUGGUCGUCCUCAUUUUUUUAAUUUAAGACAGACUUGAGCUAUCCCUUUUAGGGGUUUGUUGUACAUUUGGGGACAUAAGGAAGACCUGGAUAAUGAUCCAAACCUUUUGCAAUAAUUAUAAUGGCAUAAAGAUCCUUUCAUCCAUCCAGCUUGAAACCUCUGUAUUCCCACUUAGGACCAUGGAGGCCAAUGGUGACCAUUGUCUCUAUUACUAUUAUUAAGACAUUCUCUGGACAACAUUUACACAUGCUCUUACACACUUUACUCACUUUGGGAGCGCCGAUUAGCCUAAUCUGCAUGUCUUUGGAGAAUGAGAAAAGUCAUAAAGAUAACCCUGCAUUUCACAUGAAAAAACUUAUGCCAGCCAUGAAACAUGGUGGUGGUAGCAUGAUAGUGUGUGGAUACUUUGCAGGCUUGGCAGACUUGAAAUUAAUUGAUUGAUAAUUGAUAGACCCAGGAAUUCUUUCAUCCACAAAAAAGACAGCGAUCAUAAGCCCAAAAGGUUUGGGCUAAAAGGUUUGGUCUAGUUGGAUCAACUUAAAGUUCCGAACCUUGUUGAGAUGCAGGUUAUUCUAGAAAGCCCUCGAGUGUGGUUGAAUUAAAAUUCUCCCUUCAAAAGGAUGAUCUCCAGUUAUCGGUAGCACUGGGUUGCUGUUACUGUAUUUCAGCAAGAAGUUAUUAAAUUUGGCGGGACAAUCGCUUUUUUCAAAUUGGGUGAUACCGGUGUUGCAUGACACUUUUCUUUCCUUUAUAAGCUGUGUAUAUGUGUUUCCUCUUGCUCUUCUUUUUGUCUUAUUUUACAGUGAGACAAAUAUGCAAAUGUGUCAGUGUGACAAAUAUGCAAAAAUACCUUAAAAUGCACUCUAUGUGAGAGGACUUGUACAGCAUGUACAGCAUAAGAUAAAAGUGUACGUUUGUAUGUUUAAAGCCCACUAUUUCGGCCAGUUCAUGACAGAAAAUCUGCAUGUUUUAUAAUCAAUAAAAAAAUUUUUAGAAAAAUUGAAAAUAUAUGUAGAGGC